GGCUGGAUUAAUAUGAAGAGAGCCCAACUUUUUGUAACCUGCCUUAAAUCUUUGACAAACCCUCUCGUGUCAAACCCCAUCUCUUUCUACAUCGAACUCUUCGUUGCCUCUUACGUGUAUCUGCUAGCGGCCGCAGCGAAUCAAUCUCAAACCCUAAUCUCAACAUGGCGACUCAGAUUAGUAAAAAGCGAAAGUUUGUAGCGGAUGGAGUUUUUUUUGCGGAGUUGAACGAAGUGCUGACAAGAGAGCUGGCAGAGGAUGGUUACUCGGGAGUUGAAGUUAGGGUGACUCCCAUGCGAACUGAAAUUAUCAUUAGAGCCACUCGUACUCAGAACGUUCUUGGUGAGAAAGGUAGGAGGAUUAGGGAGCUGACUUCAGUUGUUCAGAAGCGUUUUAAUUUCAAGGAGAACACUGUUGAGCUUUAUGCAGAGAAAGUCAACAAUAGGGGUCUCUGUGCCAUUGCUCAGGCAGAAUCACUGCGAUACAAGUUACUUGGUGGCCUUGCUGUCCGAAGGGCUUGCUAUGGUGUUCUGAGAUUUGUAAUGGAGAGUGGGGCCAAGGGAUGUGAGGUGAUUGUUAGUGGAAAGCUCCGUGCUCAGCGUGCCAAGUCCAUGAAGUUCAAGGAUGGUUACAUGAUUUCUUCUGGCCAACCUGUUAAAGAAUACAUUGAUGCAGCUGUUAGGCAUGUGCUACUUAGGCAGGGUGUGCUCGGUAUCAAAGUCAAGAUCAUGCUUGACUGGGAUCCCAAGGGUAAACAAGGGCCUAUGACUCCAUUGCCAGAUUUGGUGACUAUUCAUCCACCCAAGGAAGAAGAAGAGUUUGUUCCUCCUAUGAUAGCUGCUCCUGCAAUCGAGGUUCUUCCUAUGGCAUAAAAACCCGUGUUUUAUGAUGUUAUCUUCGGUCUUGAGAACUUCUGCACUAGCUGGCUUGUACUUUUAUUUAUUUUCCUUUCACUGCUGAAUACUAGAUUACAUAGUGAACCAUUCUGCUCUGUAGUUUCUGGUAUGUAAGAUGCUGGUAAGCAUUUUUGUUGAUCUUCCAUCUUCCUCA
Molecule: messenger RNA, 1050 nt
Organism: Solanum dulcamara
Lineage: Eukaryota; Viridiplantae; Streptophyta; Magnoliopsida; Solanales; Solanaceae
Product: 40S ribosomal protein S3-3
Exons: 6
Coding region: 165-872 (235 amino acids)
Biological process (GO): translation
Cellular component (GO): cytosolic small ribosomal subunit; nucleus
Molecular function (GO): RNA binding; structural constituent of ribosome
Source: RefSeq, a predicted model, not a curated record